Calidris pugnax (ruff) is the source of this 557-nucleotide messenger RNA. RefSeq names its product calsequestrin 1 (gene CASQ1). The annotation marks the transcript as partial. NCBI's taxonomy places the organism in Eukaryota, Metazoa, Chordata, Aves, Charadriiformes, Scolopacidae. Gene Ontology annotation, cellular component: sarcoplasmic reticulum lumen. The transcript has 4 exons. The record is from RefSeq and is a predicted model, not a curated record. Gene Ontology annotation, molecular function: calcium ion binding. Gene Ontology annotation, biological process: regulation of skeletal muscle contraction by regulation of release of sequestered calcium ion.
AUGGGGGUCUGGGGGUGGGUGCUGGCGCUGCUGGCGCUGGGGGCCGGGGUCCCGGGGGGGUCCGGGGAGGGCCUGGAUUUCCCCAGCUACGACGGGAAGGACCGGGUGGUGCCCGUCACCCCCAAAAACUACAAGGCGCUGCUGAAGCGGUUCCCGGUGCUGGCCCUGCUCCACCACCGACCCCCCCAGGGCGACCGGGGGGCCCUGCGGCACCACGAGAUGGAGGAGCUGGUCCUGGAGGUGCUGGAGGACCCGGUGGAGUUCAUUGAGGGCGACCAUGAGCUCCGGGCCUUCGAGAACAUCGAGGAUGACCCCAAACUCAUCGGAUACUUCAAGAACGAGGAGUCCGAGCACUUCAAGGCCUUCGAGGAGGCUGCAGAGGAGUUUCACCCCUACAUCCCCUUCUUCGCCACCUUCGACAGCAAGGUGGCCAAGAAGCUCACCCUGAAGCUGAACGAGAUUGACUUCUAUGAGCCCUUCAUGGAGGAGCCGAUGACCAUCCCCGACCGGCCCAACAGCAAGGAGGAGAUCGUGGCCUUCGUGGAGGAGCACAAGAG